Molecule: messenger RNA, 2288 nt
Organism: Olea europaea var. sylvestris
Lineage: Eukaryota; Viridiplantae; Streptophyta; Magnoliopsida; Lamiales; Oleaceae
Product: phosphatidylinositol/phosphatidylcholine transfer protein SFH3-like
Exons: 4
Coding region: 1690-1917 (75 amino acids)
Source: RefSeq, a predicted model, not a curated record
CAAAAAGGUGCCAUAUAUCGAAGACCCAUAGUGCAUUUUUUUCUCAAAAAGUAUUCAUAUGAAAAAUCGGAAUUGUAAUUUUCUCAUGCUAAAAUUGAUUUUGUAGUGGAUCAUUACCACAUCCUUUUGAUUCGAAUUCACAAAUUGCUAGAUUUAGGUGUAGAAUCAGCAUAACAACGAAAAAUUUUCGCACUCACACCAUGUUAAAAUUGGAGAAAUUUUUUCUCCAAAUCCUCUUUUGCAGUUUACUUUUACUCUCAAAAUUAAUUGAGCUUUUGGGUUGAGCAAGGUUUUUCAUCCCUGAAGCUGGCACAACUUUUUCAUCUAGAUGGGGAGAUUGAUACAAUUAACCAUUUUGUUUGUUAUUAUUUCCAUCACGUGCUUGAUGAAAUUGCUAACAAGGGUUUCCGGUAAGGUUUGAUAGCCUUUUGUCUUUUAUCAUGCAAAUACUGACUCGUCAGAUAUAUAUCUACUGAUUAGAGAUAUUUACUCUACUGAUUCUCUGCCAUUGUUUGUUUUAACUUUAGUCGAGUGAGAUAAUUUAUGAAUAUUAGAUUUCUAGUUAAAUGUAAAGUCCAGAGGAAUAUAAAACUCGCCAGUGACACUAUGUCAGCGUCUCUCGAGUGCUCUGCCACGCCGAGUAAGGGCUUUCCAUUCUUAUCCUAACCCUCCAAAUAAAAUUCUUUAGUUGCUUCACUGGAUCUCAACCUUUUCAGCUAAUGCUUUGACAUGAAAGAACGAGCAGACGACUAGCAAUUGGUAAUCAGAUUGCAUGUAUUUCAGGUCACAAAAUCGGAAAUUUCUGAGAAUAACGAGAACACAAUUCUUGGGUCUUUCAAGAAGAAGGCAAUUGAUGCCUCCUCAAAGUUCUGACAAUCUUUGACCAGGAGGAGGAGGAGGAGGAGCAGCAGCAAAGUUAAAGUUAUAUGUGUAGUAUUCGAGGAUGAACAUGACCCGGAGGAACUGAAGUCUGGAUGCCUAGCGUCAAGAACUUAUCCUGAAAGAGUUACUGCCUGAAAAACACGAUGACUACCAUAUGAUGCUAAGGUAACCUUCUUCUUGCUUACACGGUCUCCAAGAUUCUUUACUGCCGGUGUUCUGGUAUAAACUGGUCUGCAACUAUAACUAGAACAGUUAUGGUUUUGAGAUGGAUGCAAUCAUUGCAAUGUACACACCUUUUUAGUUCAAUAGAAGCAAUUUAAAUCGCACAAGGAGUGCAAAUUUUAAUUAUCUAUUGCUUGGUGAAUACCUUGAGAAUUGAGAUUUGCAGUUUGAGAAACUGUAUUCUUUUUACUCGAGCUUGUAUAGAUUAUAAGCCUAAUUAUUUUUAAGUUUUAAUACCAUUGCUAAAGAAAACUUCUCGAGUUUGAAGAUUAGGUUGUUAUUUGCUUAUGCUGCAGAAUUUGUAUGCAAUGAAGAAACUUUUCAUGUAGAUUUUUAUUUUGUCCAUAAAUCACAUUCUUCACAAUGACGCCAAAGACUUUAGUUCUAAAAGAUAAGAAAACUGCAGCCAGGUUCCUAUAGUUUUAUCGGGCUGAACAGGUUUUUGAAGGCAAGGGAAUUUGAUAUUGAGGAAACGAAGCAAAUGUGGUCUGAUAUGAUUCACUGGAGGAAAGAUUUUGGUUCUGACACAAUUAUGAAGUGAGCUACCUGGGCGGUACAUGCACCUGUGCACAUAUAGGUGGAUGUAUGCGUUCUGAUAAGGGUCAUUGGGAAGAUCCAGAGAUUAUGAAGAUGGUAUGUAAUGGUGCGCACAAAUGUGGUAAUAAAACAGUCGCCGUGGAGGAGAAAAUGAUUUCAGAGGAUGAGAAUGUGAAAAACAAAUCUUUCAAGUUGAGAACAUAUUCUCUUCCGGGUUCAAGGGAAAACAUAGCAUGUCCAUGGUUCUCAUCUGUUCUUGAAGAAGUAGUGUCAUAAUCGUCAAUAAGGCCAUCGAUGCAACACGGUCACAAGCAGUGAAAAUAGAUAACUCUGCUCUUUCUAAAGGUACAUAGUUGUACUCUUUAAUAGAUGUGAGAGCAAUAAUAAAUGUAAAAAUAAUAAAAUACUAGCAAAGCACACUAAGAUUUUAGUUGAAUCACUCCAUGUGAGAGAUACGUUCACUAGCUGCUGUAGGUUUUCAUUAUAAUGAAGAAGAUGAGCACGAAAUUUUCUCAUGCCUCUUCAAUCUGUGCCUCAAACAAAAAAAUCCCCACUAAAUAUUUCUUUAUUGUAAGAAAAUUUUGACGAACUGAUACAUGUAUGAAAGCUCAAUAUUCGCCCACUCUUCGAGAACUGUUCAUAUGGAA